Molecule: messenger RNA, 291 nt
Organism: Protopolystoma xenopodis
Lineage: Eukaryota; Metazoa; Platyhelminthes; Monogenea; Polystomatidea; Polystomatidae
Source: the annotation of a GenBank genome assembly
GCAGAGCGGCCCACAUGCCUCGACAGGCCUCAAACCCUGCCGUCUGAAGUGGCCCAUUCUUUUGACGACACGCGCCAUUCACACUGUGACCGGAGGAUUUGGCUGUCUGAUCUCCGAGGGCUUGGCAACCGCGUGGUUGGUACUUCUUGUGGUCGCUUCAUUUUCCUGCAAAUGCCAGGCCUGGCAGAUGGACAUGGUAUGAAUCUACUUCGUUGUCACAGGGUCUCUUCUCGUCUUGAGACGACUUUUUCUACCUUGACCAGUCUUCCAUUUCGACUAUGCCAAGUGUGA